Trichoplusia ni (cabbage looper) is the source of this 8727-nucleotide messenger RNA. RefSeq names its product small subunit processome component 20 homolog. The coding region runs from base 138 to 8429 and encodes 2763 amino acids. Gene Ontology annotation, cellular component: small-subunit processome; nucleolus; 90S preribosome. Lineage: Eukaryota; Metazoa; Arthropoda; Insecta; Lepidoptera; Noctuidae. The transcript has 14 exons. The record is from RefSeq and is a predicted model, not a curated record.
AGCUGUCAAUGUCAAUUGUCAGAAUUAUCUUAUGUCAUGUGUGCGCGAGAUCGGCAUGCGGAUUUAUUUACAAAUUCUGUUCAAAGAGUUUUUCUAAUUUUUAUAUUUGUGAAUGUGAAGUGUAAUAUAAACUCACCAUGAAGAGUAAACCAGUCAAGCACAAGACAACAAAUACCUUUCGGUUUAUACCAUUUGCUGAACGUAUCAAUGCUAUUGAUAUUCGUCAUGCAGCCCUAUAUAAUAUCGAGCAUGCAUAUGCGCAACAACCUCAAGAAAAUGAAACACAUUUCUUUGUGGCACUACAGAAAUGGCAUGUGCUUAACUUGACUGAAAACUUUAAAAAGUUUAGAAAAGAAGUGUUUGGGAUCAUAACUUUGCCACAGCUUGUUCAUAAAAAAGAAGAAGUUUUAGAUAUACUAGAAAAAUAUUUGAAAUUAGAAGACCAGCUGUGUCUACAGCCAUUACUUGAAAUUCUGGUUUCAGUUGCCAAGGAUUUAAGAGAAGAUUUUUACCCACACUUUCCAAAGUUUUUAGACAUACUUAUAAAGUUGCUAAGCACAAAGGAUGCUGAAAGACUAGAAUGGACAUUAGUCUGUUUAGCAUUUCUAUUCAAAGUUCUCAAGCCAUACUUGAAGAAAGAUAUAGCGGGUGUUUUAAAAAGGAUAAUACCUUUACUAAGUGAAACACAGCCACAGUAUAUAAACAACUUUGCUGCAGAAAGCUUUGCAUUUGUUGCCAGAGACAUAAGAGAUAAAAAAAAGUUUGUUGGGCUUAUUCUCAACUAUCUACAGAGUAAUGAUGAUGCUAUUACAGGUUGCGGUCAUUUACUAUUUGAAAUACUCCGUGGUGUCAGUGGCAAAUUCCACAGCUGCAUAGAGACAUUCCUACCUAUCCUACUUCAGCACCUCAAAGACCACAAAGAGCAUCAAGAAAUAAUGUUCAAAGUAUUGACACAAACUAUAGAGGACAGCUUACAAACCAUUUCCUAUAAAGAAUAUGGAGUCUUCUGGACAAGCAUAAUCAAGUUCACCGAGGAAAUAUUGAAAGAGGAUGAUCAAGAGAGCAAAGGUUUGGAGUACAUUCUGAGGCUUGCUGGUCAAGUUAUAGAGCACCAACAAGGAAAAUAUUUAAUAAACCCUCCACAGUUUGUACUGCUCCUAAUAAAAGUUAUUUGUGAACAGUCAUCAGAGACUGUUCUAGAAGUCUGCUCCCAGAUUGGGGCUGUCCUACUCCUGUCACCAAACGUCUCUCUGUCCCAGGAACACGCUGGAAUCAUUGUCAAAGUGCUCCUACCCCUACCAUUUCCAAAUAUACUAAUCAACUUUGUCCAGAAUGUUGUUGACUAUUCACAAUUCGACAUGCACAUAUUACCACCUUUCAUCAAUUUCGUUAUACAAUCGAAUUUUGAUAAAGAAGCGAUGGGAACACUAUCUAAGAUUUGUCUUAAGAAAUCACCUUUAUCUAUGAAUGGUAUAAAGUUGUUUGAAUGGGUGAAAUAUCCUAUAGAUUUUGGUAAACACCUUCUGAGUUUCGUGGACCACUUGAAUAGAGUGAUGGCCGAAGAUUUAGAGAAACAUAUAGAAAAUCCUAUUCAACUCACUAACCUUCUGUUUUGUUUGCCUCAUGUUGAGAGAAAUGACAUUGACUCCUGUAUAAAGUUGUUGGGUGGUCUUAUAUCUAAGUUGUUGAAUAUUUUGGCGAGUUACAAUCUGGAGAAUCAGUCCAAUGAGAAUAAAUUCCACUGUGACACGACGGCGUUGUCACGGUGUGCUAGAAAAGUUCUGUUCAUAUUGGCUGUGGCCAUGGAAAGCGCUAUUCACUUGUCGAGCUGUAAGAAACUCAAGGAGAUAUGUGAUAUAGACACACUGCUGCCGGUGAUCGUUCCUUGUGCCUCCGACCCGAACUACCUCUGUGCGUUACAUGUCCUCGAUUUGUAUUUAACAGCUUAUGAACAUGAGAAUGGACUCACUUAUCCUUACUUAUCACUGGUUCAUUCGUACUUGAAGAGUAAUGUGUCUUCGCCUUUUCAUGUGGUCCGGUUGAUAACAACACACAUUUACAAGUUAUUUGAGAAUGUAGAAGAGUUAAAUAAAACUGUGGAAGUAGGAGGCACUGUGGAGAAAUUCUCAGUUUUUAGUAGAUGUUACGCGGUAGAGUCAAUAUCGCCGUCCAUCCAGGAAUAUAGAUCUCAGUUGAACAUGUUACAGAAAAUGACCUUCAAUACAACACAGUAUGCCUUAGCUAAAGAAACUGACUUCCACCUCUUUGCGUUAAACUACAUGUUAGGAGUGUUAUAUGUCAAUUUCAAGUUGCUCUGGGAACCUGUAACAGAGUUCAUAGCUGGCUACGGAAACGCCCUAAAUGUUGACGACUUCUGGCCAACAUUUCAUACAGCCCUCGAAUCCUCAUUCACGAACGCAAAGAAAAAUCUAAAACAGUUCCAUUUUGAUGAGGAAAUCGAAACGAAUUUCGAAGAUCUAAGAAGUCUGUACUCAGAGUAUAACAGUAUAUCUGAAAGACCAGAUUUAUACAACUAUAGGAAUUUGAUUUUAAAAGUCAUGUUGAAUUGCAUUCAAGUUUGCGAAGCUAGGAAUAGAGAUGUGGUCGUUUUAUUCUUGAAUUUCAUUGAGGAAGAAUACAGAAGAAAUGACAGUAUGAAUGCGUUGAAAAUUGAUAUGGAAAUACGUGAUAAAAUGGAAGUUGAAGAGGAGAAGCCCGAAGAAAAUUCUGAGAGUAUUGAGGAAAUUAUUGAAGAGAUAGACGCGAAGGAAACAGUAUCUGGCAAAAUAGUUUUCAAAACUCUCAUCAAUAUUAUGCAAGUCUUAUCUCAGUUCAAGAAUCCAAGAGCUUUACAUAAAGAACCCGUCUUUUGGGAACUGUAUAUGGAGUUUUUGAAACACAAAAACCCCGGCUUGCAGAAGUACGCUCUAGAUUGCGUGAUAAACUAUAAGAACAAAAGCGUAACGCCUUACAAGAACAAUUUAUGUAACUUAGUAGAUGACAAAAAGUUCAAGGAUGAAUUGACUUUGUUUAAAAUAACUGAAGAUGCAAAGAGCAUACAACCGGAGGAUAGAGAACAUGUGGUUCCGUUGAUACUAAGAAUCCUGUAUGGGAAAAUGACCUCUAAACUCGUAGCAGACAAGAAAGGAGGCGGUCAGAACCGAAGAUCGCUAGUCAUGCGAUAUCUAGCCGGCUGUAACGAGAACGAACUGAAAAUGUUCAUUGAAAUGGCAUUCUCUCACUACAAACCAUACUUGUCAAUGAAACCGCGUGAAAUAUAUGAUAGUAUUUCAUCCAAUUUAGAUUUGAAAUCUGUGACUAGCCCUGGCAAGUUGCACAGCAUUCUUAACUUAUUUGAAGUGGUCCGCGAAUAUUUUAGUGGUUAUAUGAAAGAGGAACUUCUGUCACAAUUUUUAAGCAUAUAUUAUGCAAUUUGUUCGACUGUCGCAGCUGUCUUAUUACAAGGGGAUAAGGUUCACGUUGGUUACGUGAAGAUAAUGAAAAAUCUUCGAACUCUUGCUUUAGGAACGACAAGGAAACUUUUUGAACAGUUUACUAAAUACCCUUGGAACCAAGAUGAAUUAUACGUAAUGUUUGAGACUCUCAUUUGGCCUUUGAUUCCUAAAUUACAUAUUGAAGGUAUUCACAGCCCUACCGCUCUCCUUAGGUUGUUAAACGCCUGGUGCCAGAACCCACGCUAUUAUAUUUUACUAGUGACUACUUCAGAAAAAGAUUCGUACAGUUCACUACCAGCGGUAUUCAAACUUUUGCUCGCCCCAAAGACAAGUCCUGGAGUUGUCAAUAUGAUAUUGGACAUGAUAGAAAAACUUAUAACGCUAACUGAGGAUGAAGAAGAUAAAGAAAUACCUCGGAUUGAAUCAUUUAACACUUUACCAGUCGAGGGCCCCGAGCACGUAGCAAAUAUCAAUUACGGAAGCAAAAUCCUCAUACCACACAUACCGAGCAUUUUAGAAGUUAUGAAGAGACGAAUGGCUAAUUCAGCUAAAUCGAACACAGUGAACAAAAGGGAUUUAUUAAUACUGUCAAGAAUCACAGAACUAGUGGCGUCGCCUGAACUAUGUGACGAGCUAUUGACCUUACUUCUACCGAUCUUAGUCAAGAAAGUGUGCAUGAAUAUGGCAGAAGAAAAUAUGGAGCAUGCCGUUAAUACUAUUAUCAAUUUACUAGGACACAGCACAAAUCCACAAGUUUAUAUCAAGAAUUUAGCUGUAUUGUUCAAUAAAGUAGGUCCCGUGGAUGUAAGGAAGUUACUUAUUAAGUUACUGGCCUCCAUCGCUGAGAGCAGUCCUAAAAACAAAGAAAUUCUAGCUAGAAUGGCCAACAUUGUCGCAGAAAUGAAUGCCUUCAACAAGAGAUGGAUUGAACAGCCUGAUUUCGAUCGAAGAAUAGACGCUUACAAGCAAAUAUACCAGUUACUUGAUAAAAAUGAAAUAGACGUGGACCUUGCAAUACUCAUUGUUAACAAUUGCUUUUAUUUUAUACGGACUGAAAAGGAUAUCGGUUUGCGAGACAGUGCGGGUCUCUGUUUACACCGGAUUCUACCAAAACUCCUAAUGAAGUACUGGUCAGCAAAUGAUGGUCAAUUCUUAGUUAGAGACACAGUAUUAUCACUUAUAUCCACUGGUAUAAGGGAUUCAAAGAAUGAAAUAUUGAGAAACGAGUCCAUAAACUUACUCGGAGAGUUGGCUCGAGAAUGUCCCAAUGCUGAUGUUGUGAUAUCAGAUCUAGCACAUUUUGUUAAUAAAGAGGAUAGAGAAGUUGAUUUCUUUGACAACAUGUGCCAUCUUCAAAUGCACAGACGUGUGAGAGCAAUGUUAAAGUUCUGCAAAGUGGCGAAAAAGAUGACGAAAUGUCCCACACCAAGGACUCUAACGAAUUUCAUAUUACCAAUGGCAUCUAUGUACAUUUGUGACGAUAAAUAUACAGAUAAAAAUACUUUAAUCGAUGCCUGUAUAGAAGUUGUUACUACUUGCUGUAGACUGCUGCCUUGGUACCACUACGAAGUCAUACUAAAAUUAUACUUGUAUAAAAUGCGACAUUCAACAGAACAUCAGAAACAACUAACUCGUAUCUUAGUGGGAAUAAUAGAUGCAUUCCAUUUCGAUUUCUCCAAAGUUAAAAACAUUGAAAUACCUAAAGCAUUAAUUACUAAUGUGCAUAAAUUUCAACAAAUCAAUAAAGAUACGGAAAAUAAAGAGAAUGUAGAUAAUAGUAACAUAAAUGCUGAAGAUGAUACAGAAAAUGAAUCUGAAGUAAAAGAUUUGAAUGUCGAUGAAGAAAGUGAAUUAAAAGCUGCGGAUGACGAAGAAGCGGGCGAAGAACCGAGCAAAGAGGUUCCUAAUAUACCGGCUUUUGAAAGGAUUACACAAGUAUCGCCAUCUGUGGCUAAGAGAAUCAUUAAGUCUUUGACGGCUGGGUUGUUGCCGCAACUGAAUCGUGCUAUAGGCAAAAUGACUGAACACGAGGAAUCUCACAAGGUGAAUCGACGUAAGACUGGCUUCGAUCGUCAAGAGGAAGACAUGAUAAGAGUGCCCAUAGCUCUAGCACUUGUUAAAUUACUGCAAAGACUGCCUGGAGACCUUCUCAAACAUCAGCUGCCUGGUAUUAUCAUUAAGCUGUGUUCAUUUUUAAAGUCACCGUUAAAACAAGUAAGGAUUACUGCCCGAGAUAUCGUUAAGAAAAUUAUGCUGACUGUUGGUACUGCCUACCUAGGAGUCUUACUUGAACAUCUUACUUUGCUGCUAACCAGAGGCUUCCAGGUCCAUGUGUUAGUGGCCACAAUACACACAGUUCUCGACGCUCUCAAGUCUGACUUUAAACCAGGGGAGUUAAACGAUAAUCUUCAUUAUAUUCUUGACGUUUGUGCCAACGAUCUUUUUGGAGCCCUUUCUGAGGAAAAAGAAGUUGACAAACUGCACUACAAGACUCCGGAAGCGAAGCCCAGUAAGAAAAGCUACGUAACACUCAUGAUAGUGUCCCAAAAUAUAACGGAACAGUGCCUUAUCAAUCUAAUUCUGCCUUUCAAAGAAGUUUUGCAAAAGCACCACUCGAAGAAAAUUGUAUUGAAAGUUCAGGAAGCCUUCAUGCAUAUUACAAGCGGACUAGUUACAAACAAGUUUAUUGACAUAGAAUCUCUGUUUAUAUUCUUACACGGAGUCGCUUCCGAGAGUAUACCGGAAUUCGUAUUGGGGGCUCCAAAGAGGCAAAUAACAGAAGUCCAACGGGAGAAAAUGCUAAGAGCGAAACCAGAUUGCUUUUUGAUUCCUGAAACGCCGAAGCGUAAUAAAGAAUCUCAGGCGCGGCACGUCAAGACAUCUGGUAAAGCGAACUCACACGUUUUGGUAGAAUUCAGUUUAAACAUCUUAUACGUCAUAUUAAAAAGAGAAAAAGUACCAAGAAUGGAUUGUCGUGCAUUUGUCGAUCCACUCGUGCCUUUGUUGGUCGAUGCUUUAAAGAGCGAUCACGUAAAAGUCACGACCGUCGCAAUGAAGUGUAUAGCAACGCUAUGGACUAUAAGGGUCAGCACGCCAACGCUUGAGGAAAUGGUGCAAGAUAUUGUAAAGACCAUUUUCCUAACAUUACAUAAGUACGCGACUUUUGAAAUCAGUAAACAGAAUGAUAACUAUCAUUUAGUCAGGACUGCUUUUAAGGCAGUAACAGUUCUCAUUCGUAACGUAAAAUACUACAAGUUAGAAGCGGACCAGCUGAAGACUCUUCUAUUAUAUGCUGAAGAGGAUUGUCAGAAUGACGACAAGCAAGCGAACUCCUUCUCUCUGCUGAAGGCGAUACUCGAAGCUCGGCUCGUGUCCGCAGAGUUACAUGAAGUUAUGGAGAAAGUCUCCAAGAUAUGUAUACUUAGUGAGUCUGCUAAGUCUAGAGACGAAGCUCGCUUGAUAUUCGCCAACUAUCUGACGCACUACUCACCAGGCAAGAGACUAGAGAAGUACAUUGACUUCUUUGUGUCACAACUCAACUAUGAGUUACAACACGGACGGGAAUCCUGCCUGAAAUUCCUCGAGAUGAUCAUCAAUAAACUAGCAGUAGCGCAGCUGUCGAAGCAGGCGGGCCACCUGCUGGUGUCGCUGGGCGCGGCCAUGCAGGCCGACAGCGCGCCGGACUGCCGCGCGGCCGCCGCCGCCUGCAUCGAGGCCAUGCUGCUCAAGUUCCCACAAGCUGAGAGGAAUAAACUCUUCGACCUAGUGCUCACCUUCUUCAAAGAUAAUCAGCCUGUACAUUUUGAACUAGCCGCUCAGUUGACCACACGCUUCGUCAACGUUGAACAAGACAACUUCAAGAAUCGACUGGACACAAUUCUAUCUCUAGUCAGCGGCAAAAUUUUAUUACUGAGCAAUGACAUCACGGAAGGCAGAUUCGUCAAAAUAAAACUCGACCAAUCGGACGAAAAGACUGACGAAGACAAACAAAAAGAGAAAGACCACAGUUUAAUACAAAUAUUGAAUCUAAUCGAAAGGAUCACGGUGCAUUGCGCGCCCAGUUUGAAAAAUAAGAAGUUUGAGCAAGAGUAUGAUGAGAUAGCGAUGCAAUGUAAAGCAUUGCUUGCUUAUCCUCACUCGUGGGUGCGUUUGAAAUCUGCUAAGAUAUUGGGACAGUUGUUGACUGUAGUCGAUGUUGAGGAGUUAGAGGCUAUUGUGCAGAAGUCUGUGGAGAGUGAACGAGGAUUUAUAUAUGAAGAUACUGAGGAGGUUCUAAGGAGUUUGGUUUUAGAUCUGUGUGCACAGUAUACUACUAGUGCUGCUAAGGAGAUAGUUGAACAGGUGACAGAAGUGUUAUUCUUAAUACUGAAGUUGGUUCAUUCUAUGCCGAGUUUCAAACUGGGCAAGAAGAUACAAAUGGAGGGAGAAGACGCAGAAGGUGGCAGCAAACUGAAUAUCCGAUGGAUUUUGUAUAAGUUGAGGAGAGCGAUCAACGGGGAAGUAGCUAGGGCACCCACUUCUAUGACCAUUAGGACAUCAAUAUUCACAAUGUGGACACACGUCAUCAGUUCCUUAGAGGGUGAUGACGUCAAUAAAAUAGUUGACGUGAUUCUCCCGCCAAUAGUCCGGGAGCUGUCUACCGGGGACGCGGCCACGCCAGCCACGCCCGCCAAGCAGCUGGCCACCAGGCUCGGGAAGAAACUCAGGAGGAAGAUCGGAGAUAUACAUUAUAGCAAACUCGUUGCUGACGCACAGACCAAGCUCAAUAUUAAGAGGGCUGAGAGGAAAAAGUUACUGCUGCAAGAAAAGGUCCAUAACCCAGAAAAGGCUGCAAAGAGGAAACUGCAGUUAAAAGAAAAGAAAAAGCAAGCUAAGAAAGUGAAGAUGGAGAUGGUAACGGGGAAAAGACCGAGGCCGAAGAAACGGAAAGCUGAAGACAUCGACUUUGAAGACCAGUUACUGAAUGACGAUUGACUUUGACAUUAGUCUCUACCUUUUGGGGUGAAAAGCUAAUAAACCCACCACAAGGACACAGCGUGGGAUAUGACCGACUUGCUUCAUCCAAAUCCUUACCCGGCCGUUUCUGCCUUUGAUAAAUGUAAGUCUUUGUCAUUUUGUAAAUGUUUUAAAGACGCUUUGUUAAAGCAAGCAAGCAAGUGACUUCUAUAAUCUUCUAUCUCUAGUGUAAUGAUACAAUAUUUGUACAUAUAAGUUAAGUUGUAAUAAAAAUAAUAUUUUCUUUAAAUGACCUCUGAUUCCAAACACUACGUGA